AUGCUACUAAGCAACUACAUUAUCGGGACCCUAUUCAUAGCUGAAGUUCUAUCACACAGCAUCAUCAGCAACGACACAUUUGUACAACAAUCACACCAUCAUAAACACGACAAAAGCGACCGCAAUGACAAUCGGUUAUACUCGAAAACAACCAGCAACCAACACACUUCUGCUAAAAAGGGCCUCACCAACAUCCAUCGUUACUCCGAACAGAAAUCAUCCAUAUCAAAAACAAAUGGUUCUGACAACGAUGACGACGAUGAUGAAGAUAAUGAAGUGAAUGCUCAGGGCAAGGAGAUGAUUGUUGGAAAAAUCAAGCAAGGGAUCGCGAAGAAGAAAGAAGUUCUUCGAAAGAAGAAGGAGAAAAUUGGCGAGAAGAAGGAGAAACUAGAAGAGAAAAAGAGUGAAAAGAAAGAGAAGGCUAAGGAGAAGGCUAAGGAGAAGGCCAAGGCUAAGAAACAACGGAAGAAGGAGAAAAUGAUAAAAAAGAAGGAGAAAAUGACUAAAAAGAAGGAGAGCCUCAAAAACAAGAAGGAGAGCCUCAAAGACAAGAAGGAGAUGUUGAAGGAAAAAAAGAAAGAGCUCAAGUCCAAGAAGAAGAACGGUAAAAAGGUGAAAGGUGGUGGUGGUGAUGACAAGGACAUUGACGAUGAAGAUGAAGAAGAUGCUCAGUAUAUUAAAGUAGUGACGUUGGGCAAGAACCUGGGUAAAGUCCAAAAUAGUAAACUGAUCCAGCGUGAAAAGAGUAAAGAUGGAUGGGAAGUCAGCGCCGGGGUAUUUUUGGAAAAAGGGUUGAAUCCCAAAUUGGUGAGUUGUUCAGAUUCUUCAGAUGGAUCUUCGAGUGGUGGACGCAAAAAGAAGUUUUUGAUUUUCUCCUAUGAGAAUGGUACUGUUGCUGAGGACGAUUUUGAAAUUGCUGGGAUUAAGAACCUACUGAUGUUGGCCAACACUUCCAUGUUUCGAGCAUGGAAAUACGCAAGUGAAGAUGAAGGAGAAGAUGGAGAUGACUCUGAGGAAGACGAAUUGGUGAUUGAGUUUCAGAAAGCGCAUCAGCAUCAGCAACAGCAGAAAUUGGAGUCGAGUGCUGCUGGAUGCUGGGCCGAGUUUAUCACUGCGUUGAAUUCAAUGCUGCAAAUUACUCUAUUGUUGUUUUUUUGUAUUAUAGUCAUGAAUUGA
Molecule: messenger RNA, 1176 nt
Organism: Lodderomyces beijingensis
Lineage: Eukaryota; Fungi; Ascomycota; Pichiomycetes; Serinales; Debaryomycetaceae
Source: the annotation of a GenBank genome assembly